Messenger RNA from Moneuplotes crassus, 758 nucleotides. Lineage: Eukaryota; Ciliophora; Spirotrichea; Euplotida; Euplotidae. The record is from the annotation of a GenBank genome assembly.
UCUUGGUGGAAAGUCAAAGAUCUUAUGGAGCCAGGAGCUAUACUAUUAGCAUCUUGAGAAAGUGAGUAAAUAUUCUCCCAAAAGUCCAUCUUCAAUUUUAGACAACAAGGCUGAAAGUGACGAGGCCCUUCUACCAACACUCUUGAAAAUGUUUGGAGAGUACUCGAGUAAAUAUUGUUUUCAUAAGCAUAAAGACAAAUUAGAUCAAUUUUUAGUGAUGUAUUCUCGCCAUCUCGAAGCAAUGGAACAAAUAUCUGAUAAAGUCUACUUGACAGAGUUCAGCGACCCUAUCGAUAUGUUCGAAAGUCCCUUCAAGAAAUAGAAGAACUACAAAAACAGAAUGAUAUGAAAGAUGUGCUGAUAGAAGCUCUCGGAGUGAGACUGAAGAUAACCUGCGUUUGAUGGCAAGAGAGAAGUAUGCCAAAGAACAAAUCGAGAGACUUAAUAAAGCUCUUAGGAAGAGAAAUACGCCUAUAGAUGAAUUUAAGAACAGCCUUAAGACUUUAUUGAUAUGCCCUAUCUCAUUAGAGCUUAUAAAAGAUCCAGUAGUGGCAACAACCGGGAUAACUUACGAGAAGUCCAAUAUUUCUCAAUGGAUCGAGAGGCAUGGGAAAGAUCUCAUAUCUAAAAAAGCAAUCUGUGAAGAUGACUUAGUGCCAGAUAUUGCAGUCAGAAAUAUCAUUGAAGCGGUAGAAAACAUUGACUAAAAGCUGAUCAACCCCCUUCAUAAUUCUUUAAAUCCUCUCAUAAAAUUAGUA